AUGGGUCUCGGAGUCCUUGAACCUGCCAACGCAGGCCAUGUUUCAGGAACUGUCCUGCUCGACCAGCAGGCCGCUCAUUCCGAACAGCAGACUGGCCGCCUGAAGCAUGGCACCGGAAAGAACUCGCACAUUGUGCUAGCCCCUCAACCGUCUGAAGAUCCUAAUGAUCCUCUGAAUUGGUCAUCUGCCAAGAAGCACUUCGUGCUCUCUGUUAUAUUCUUUGGAGUCAUUAUCCAUGGCUGCGUUCCUUCACCUUUGCUCAACGCUGGAGUCGUCAAUGUCGCCUUGGACCUCCACCGAACCCCAACCGCCAUCGCACAGCUCUCCGGCUACAUGUUGCUUUGCACUGGCGCUUGUGGUCCAUUUGUCUCUGCUCUCGGUCGAAAAUAUGGCAAGCGUCCGGUGUACGUUGCCUCUUCUAUCUUUGGGACCGUCGGUAUCAUCAUUUCGGAAUCAGCUUCUGGCUACAGCACUCUGCUCGCUGGUCGUAUCCUUCAAGGUGUUGGACUGGCUGCUUAUGAAGCUUUGGCCAUCGCUACCAUCGGCGACCUCUUUUUCGUCCAUGAGCGAGGACCUCGAGUUGCCGUUGCCAUGUUCCUUCUGGCCGCCAUUUCAAACGGGGUCUCCAUCAUUGCUGGUGUUAUCACGGCCAAUCUAGGCUGGCGAUACAACUUCUACGUCUGCCUACCAUUCGGAGCUUUGCAAACGAUCUUGGUCAUUCUGUUUGGGCCUGAGACACAAUACAGGCGAAAGGCGAUUUACGAGACCGAUACCGCUGGCUCCGAGGAGAAUCUUGAGAAGCUUGCCUCUAUCGAAGUGCGAGCAGCGCGCCACGUUGAGAAUCCCUCCAAGUCCGCGGAAGCUUCAACAGACGACAUUGAACGGACAACUACCCUCGCAUCGGUCGACUCCGUUCCUCCUAAGAGAUCAUUCGUCAAAGAACUCGCGUUGUACAGCGGAAUCUAUACGGAGGACAAUUUUCUCAAAAUGGUUGUAGCCUCCGUCGCCAUCCUCUUAAACGUUGGCUGCUUAUAUCAAAUCGUUAUGACUGGUAUUAUCAUCGCUUUCUACGUCGUGGUGGCCAUCACCUCUGGUGUCAUUUUUGCCUCGCCACCUUAUCUCCUCGGUGCAUCCACCAUAGGAUACAUGUCAGCAGGUCCGCUCAUUGGGGGCUUCUUCGGCGCACUAUUCCCCUUCUUUGUGGCCGAACCCUUUGCCAAAUUCAUGACCCGCAAGAAUAAGGGCGUUUAUGAGCCGGAGUUCUGCCUCGUUCCAGUAUUUACCAUCGGCAUGGUGUGUGCAGUCGCUGGUCUUGCUGGCUGGGGACGAGUUGUCGAGAACGGCGACUCUAUCUACCUCGUCUGCUUCUUGUGGGGCCUGAUGCUCUUCGGCAUGACCGCCAUUGCCUCCUUCUGUACGCAAUGGGCACUUGAUGCCUAUCGGCAACACAGCACCGAGCUUUUCAUCAUGAACAUGGUCUUCAAGAACUUUUUCUUCUACGGCUUGACAAACUAUGUCAUUAACUGGUGGGCUACAGAUGGUGCACUCGACAUGGCAGGGACAAUGGCAGGUAUCACAGCCAUUCUCUGCCUCCUGGGUAUUCCGAUCUACGUCUGGGGAAAGAAAUACCGCAACUACUGGCACCACCACAACCUCCUGAAAAAGCUGCGUCUUGAGACGGAUCAAACCUUUGGAGAAGGCGGUACUCACUAG
Messenger RNA from Exophiala xenobiotica, 1713 nucleotides. RefSeq lists its product as uncharacterized. The coding region runs from base 1 to 1713 and encodes 570 amino acids. The record is from RefSeq and is a predicted model, not a curated record. Gene Ontology annotation, biological process: transmembrane transport. NCBI's taxonomy places the organism in Eukaryota, Fungi, Ascomycota, Eurotiomycetes, Chaetothyriales, Herpotrichiellaceae. Gene Ontology annotation, molecular function: transmembrane transporter activity. The transcript is spliced from 7 exons.